ACCACAGCCACAAAGUCAAAAAGGCUAUGUCGUCUUAAUUUAAGGUUAGGGUUAGGCAUAAGGUUAGUCGUUCGGUUAAGGUUAGGUUUCAAAUCAGACGUUAAGAAGAUAAAUUGUAGAAAUGGGCGGGGUUUAACCAUCAUUAUGACUUUGUGGCUGUGGUAACUAGUGACGACCCCCAUCAGGAGCCAUUUUGUACACAGAUCACUAACAUACAUGUAAACUCCGAUCUCUCCGCGCAGCGGUAGACUCGGAUAGUCUAGUUGAGCGCAAACCUGGAUUAUAUAUUAGCUAGACUACAUUUCAAACGGAAUCAGGACCAAACUCCUGAAAUUGUGAAUUUACUAAUGCACACGGGUUACUAAACAGUCUUGUCUUUCUCUAACCGUCCCGCUAAGGUGUUGUGCCGCCACGGCAUUACCGAGGCUACCCACCGACACGCUGUGGUUAGAUGGAUCGGAGAAGCCAGUGGUUAUUUAAGUAUUGUGGCAUCGGGCUGAUGUCGGGACGAUCUCCGGUUUAAAUGUUCGCGACGGGAAAAGCAGGAGAAAAUCGUCCCUGUCUUCUAUCAAUACGAGAACAUCAUGGCUUUUUCCUGGCUGACUUGUUCACUUCUUCUGGGAACUUUGUGUGCAGGCUGGGGCCAUGGUGAUGUGGAGACCAGAGAUUGUGUGUACUACAAUGAUAACUGGCGUACAGAGCGUACCAACCACAGUGGUGUGGAGAGGUGUGAGGGGGAGAAGGAUAAACGACUACACUGCUACUCCUCCUGGCUCAACGUCUCAGGAACCAUCAAACUGGUGAAGAAAGGCUGCUGGCUGGAUGACUUCAACUGCUAUGACAGGCAGGAGUGUGUGUCCAUGGAAGAGAACCCCCAGGUGUUCUUCUGCUGCUGUGAGGGGAACUACUGCAAUGAGAGGUUCACACACCUGCCUGACCUCGUCGCCGCCGGCAACAGAGUGAAAAUCCGCCCCCCUCCCAGAGUGCCGUCUCUGUUGAAUAGCCUGGUGUACAGUCUGCUAUCUCUGUGUGUUCUGUCUCUGACCCUGCUACUGGCCCUGUGGAUGUACCGACAGCGCAAACCACCAUACGGACAUGUUGACCUCCUUGAGGACCCUCGGCAAACCCCUCCCUCUCCCAUGGUGGGGCUGAAGCCGCUGCAGUUACUGGAGGUGAAGGCAAGGGGGCGCUUCGGCUGUGUGUGGAAGGCUCAGCUGAUGAGUGAAUACGUGGCUGUAAAGGUCUUCCCUGUUCAGGAUAAGCAGUCGUGGCAGAAUGAGAGAGAUAUCUUCCUGACUCCUGGUAUGAGACAUGAGAACUUGCUUCGUUACAUCGCUGCAGAGAAACACGGCAGCAACAUGGAGACGGAGCUCUGGCUCAUCAUGGAGUUCCAUGAACGGGGUUCGUUGACUGACCAUCUGAAGGACAGUACGGUGACCUGGUCUGAAAUGUGUCACAUUGCUGAGACUAUGUCCCGUGGUCUGGCUUACCUCCAUGAAGACACACCCAUCAACAAGGGAGAAGGUCCCAAACCCACCAUCGCACACAGGGAUUUCAAGAGUAAGAACGUGAUGUUGAGACAUGAUCUGACAGCCAUCAUCGGAGACUUUGGUCUGGCGGUCCGGUUUGAGCCGGGGAAACCUCCAGGAGACACCCACGGACAGGUGGGUACGUGGCGUUACAUGGCCCCUGAGGUUCUGGAAGGGGCUAUAAACUUCCAGAGAGACUCCUUCCUGAGGAUAGAUAUGUAUGCUAUGGGGCUGGUGCUGUGGGAACUGGUGUCACGAUGCAUCGCCACAGACGGUACUGUAGGAGAGUUCAUGCUGCCGUUUGAGGAGGAGAUUGGCCAACGCACGUCUCUACAGGAACUGCAGAAUGUGGUCGUUCACAAGAAGAUGAGGCCGGUCUUCAAGGACACCUGGCUCAAACACCCGGGUCUGUCUCAGUUGUGUGAGACUAUAGAGGAGUGUUGGGACCAUGACGCCGAGGCUCGUCUCUCCGCCGGCUGUGUCGAGGAACGCAUCUCCCAGAUCACCAGGACAACCGUCGGCACUACCUCAGACCGCCCAGUUGCCAUAGUAAUGUCGGUAACCGACGACGACGACCUACCUCCCAAAGAGUCCAGCACCUGAGUUCUGUGCUACUGUGACGUCAUCACGGAAGUGGAACGAUGCUCCUGACUUUUCUAGCAUAAACUUUUAAACAACUUGAAUACAGCUGCUAUUUUUAUAAUCUUGAUAUUGGUAUUAUUGUUUUUAAGACUUUUUUAUUUUAUUUUAUAUCAAGUCUUCUCUUCCAUCUGUCUUCUGUAGUUUUCACUGAGAAAAAAAUAUGACAGAAAUAAGACAUAUAUGCUGGACAAGACCUCUCUUAAGACAUUAACUUGUUAAAUCUUCUAUUCAGUCAAUACCUCAUUUUGUGUUCAGUAGGUUUGAUUAUUACCUCGUCCUGUCGUCUGGUCAAGAUGGCGGCCAGCCAAAGAAAGCUAACCGUAUUCCAAACCUUUGACGUGACGAUGCACAGUGUGUGUGUGUAUAUAUAUAUAUACACACACACACACACACACACACAAAACCCGGACUAUACACUCAUACACACACAGCCCAGACGAUAGACCGUGUAUAUAUACACUCCUACACACACACAGCCCAGACGAUAGACCGUGUAUAUAUACACUCAUACACACACAGCCCAGACGAUAGACCGUGUAUAUAUACACUCCUACACACACAGCCCAGACGAUAGACCGUGUAUAUAUACACUCAUACACACACAGCCCAGACGAUAGACCGUGUAUAUAUACACUCAUACACACACAGCCCAGACGAUAGACCGUGUAUAUAUACACUCACACACACACACAGCCCAGACGAUAGACCGUGUAUAUAUACACUCCUACACACACAGCCCAGACGAUAGACCGUGUAUAUAUACACUCACACACACACACACACAGCCCAGACGAUAGACCGUGUAUAUAUACACUCCUACACACACAGCCCAGACGAUAGACCGUGUAUAUAUACACUCCUACACACACAGCCCAGACGAUAGACCGUGUAUAUAUACACUCACACACACACACAGCCCAGACGAUAGACCGUGUAUAUAUACACUCCUACACACACAGCCCAGACGAUAGACCGUGUAUAUAUACACUCACACACACACACAGCCCAGACGAUAGACCGUGUAUAUAUACACUCAUACACACGGAAAGGGGAAGGGGCCCGGACGCUACGCAGGAGUAGCGUUGGACAAACGGACUUGGAAAGGAUUAGGACAAAAAAUGACACUUGUGGUUUUGGAUUGUAACUACUACAUCUCAGGAUUCGAGCCAAUUGGAACAUUUAUCUACACAUGUAGAGACGCCAAGCUAUCAGGGCUUCAUUGGACACACCUUUUAUCUGACAUUACUCAAUGAAAUCGGAAAUUUAAAUGUUAUACGUUCUGGAUGUAACUUUUUUUUUGUGCGUAUGUGUUUUGUACGUGUGUGUGUGUGGAAGGAAGGAAGGAAGGAAGGAAGGAAGGAAGGAAGGAAGGAAGGAAUAGACUGACAGGAGUAUUUUUGUGUUUUUUGUCUGAACAGCAGUUGAAGCUGUGAAUAAGUAUUUGAAGGGCCAUGCUUGAGUUGGUUACAAGUCUCAGUUUUUUUUUUUUCUCUGUCUGCUCAGUAGACCAGUUUCACAAAGCUAUGAUUUCCAGUCUUUUAUUUUGGAAACAAUUUGUCUGACUUGUGAGACUAAGUUUCAGUUACCUCAGCAACCUGUAUGUUAUUCAGUUACCUCAGCAACCUGUAUGUUAUUCAGUUACCUCAGCAACAUGUAUGUUAUUCAGUUACCUCAGCAACAUGUAUGUUAUUCAGUUACCUCAGAAACCUGUAUGUCAUUCAGUUACCUCAGAAACCUGUAUGUCAUUCAGUUACCUCAGAAACCUGUAUGUCAUUCAGUUACCUCAGCAACAUGUAUGUUAUUCAGUUACCUCAGAAACAUGUAUGUUAUUCAGUUACCUCAGCAACAUGUAUGUCAUUCAGUUACCUCAGAAACCUGUAUGUCAUUCAGUUACCUCAGAAACCUGUAUGUCAUUCAGUUACCUCAGAAACCUGUAUGUCAUUCAGUUACCUCAGCAACAUGUAUGUUAUUCAGUUACCUCAGAAACCUGUAUGUCAUUCAGUUACCUCAGAAACCUGUAUGUCAUUCAGUUACCUCAGAAACAUGUAUGUUAUUCAGUUACCUCAGCAACAUGUAUGUUAUUCAGUUACCUCAGAAACCUGUAUGUCAUUCAGUUACCUCAGAAACCUGUAUGUCAUUCAGUUACCUCAGAAACAUGUAUGUUAUUCAGUUACCUCAGCAACAUGUAUGUUAUUCAGUUACCUCAGAAACCUGUAUGUCAUUCAGUUACCUCAGAAACCUGUAUGUCAUUCAGUUACCUCAGAAACAUGUAUGUUAUUCAGUUACCUCAGAAACAUGUAUGUUGUUCAGUUACCUCAGAAACAUGUAUGUCGUUCAGUUACCUCGGCAACCUGUAUGUCGUUCAGUUACCUCGGCAACCUGUAUGUCGUUCAGUUACCUCGGCAACCUGUAUGUCGUUCAGUUACCUCGGCAACCUGUAUGUCGUUCAGUUACCUCGGCAACCUGUAUGUCGUUCAGUUACCUCGGCAACCUGUAUGUCGUUCAGUUACCUCGGCAACCUGUAUGUCGUUCAGUUACCUCGGCAACCUGUAUGUCGUUCAGUUACCUCGGCAACCUGUAUGUCGUUCAGUUACCUCGGCAACCUGUAUGUCGUUCAGUUACCUCGGCAACCUGUAUGUCGUUCAGUUACCUCGGCAACCUGUAUGUCGUUCAGUUACCUCGGCAACCUGUAUGUCGUUCAGUUACCUCGGCAACCUGUAUGUCGUUCAGUUACCUCGGCAACCUGUAUGUCAUGCAAGAAAAACUAAACUCAGUGGCUGCCUUUAUUUCAACUGCAUACCAGACUAGCCUGGUUCCAGAUCUGUUUGUGUUGCCUUGCCAACUCCUAUGGUCAUAACAACACAAACACACCUGGAACCAGGCUUUUAUGACAAGACUAUAACAAACUAGUGAAUAUCCACACAAUGCUGCUGAUACUCACUACCAGGUUUGGGAUCCAGCGGAGGACUGGCAAUCUGGCAUAUCGGGAAAAUUCCUUAUGGGCUGGUCCAUUUUUAGCCCAGUGGGCCUGUCUAACUUGUUGUUCUUUUGAGCAAAAAUGAUAAUUAUCUGGCUAAUAAUAGGGCCUAAGGGGGGAAAAUGGGCCGGUGUGGGGGCCUUGAAGUAGAAGUCUACGCAGGAUUGAUGAAUUAAUCCCGCCAUACUGCGGCCGCACACACAACCGCUGGCUUUCUGUCCGGACUCCCACCCGCUACCACAAGAACUGGUCCCGAACCCUUUUAUAAGCUUCCCCUGGUUCCUGCGGGUCCCGACAGAUCAUUGCGACGUGGUCAGCAUUCUCCAUGCUGCAGUUGGGUGCAGCCCUUUACCUUGAUGGGAAAAAUGGUUUUGUUUUGGGCCUCAAGCAAAAACAAAUUGCCUUUGUGGGGGCCUCAAGCAAAAACAAAUUGCCUUUGUGGGGGCCUCAAGCAAAAACAAAUUGCCUUUGUGGGGGCCUCAAGCAAAAACUAAUUGCCUUUGUCGGGGCCUCAAGGAAAAUAAUGGGCUGCCCUGGGGGCCUCCAUGGAAUAUAAUAGUCCAGUGUUUGAAAUGCCAGGGCUGAUUUCUGGUCCCAGUCCGCCCAUGUUGGGAUGAAUAGCAUUUAAAUUCCUAUCAGUUCAGAUUGGAAUUCCCAAUGGAAAAUUUUCCGCAUUGAAAAGAAAUGUAAUUUCAUUGUACUUCCUGAAAUUGAAUUGACCCCUACCGUGCCCACUACUCAAGAGUCCUCAACGAUAGGUAAUGUUGAUGUCGUCAUGUAUUCUCUGUUCUGUCUUUUAACUGACAACUCUCUCUGUGAAUGUACUGUAAGUGAUGCUCAUUGUAAUAAUAUGUAUUUUUAUGUUAGUUCUCAACUGUUUACCCCUUUUGACAUCACAUAUACCUCAGGUUUUUAUACAGAUGAAUUAAUAUCUCUGUUAUAUUACGUUUCUUAUCGUGUUUUAGUAGUUAUAUUUUACUGCAAGUUUUACUUUUGUUUAUAUUUUUAUGUACCAUGGAGAUUUCAAAUUCUAUUGGACUGACUAGUUGCAUAUAGGACGUGUUUAAAGUUGUUAAACCCAAAUUAGAGGCUGGAACUUGGUAUGUAAAUACUUGUUGUUGUUGUAAUGUACACAGUUGCAGAACACUGAUUUUACACCGUAUCUUGUUGGGGGAAUGUUUUUGUCAUUUUACUUGAUUGAAAGGGGAAUUUGAAGAGUGUCUCUGUGGUUUUUAUAAUGUGUUUUCUAUUUCAUUUUCUAAAUAUCAUGGUUCUCCCCUAAAUAAUAUGAGGGACGCUGCAUCACCUUUUGGGCUGGCUGCGCCACUAUGCAAUUUUAUAUAGUACCUACUCAAAGGGUUUUUCUUUAUUUUUUACUAUUUUCUACAUUGUAGAAUAAUAGUAAAUAUAUCAAAACUGUGUGUUUGUGUGGAGUCAUGUAGUAACCAAAAAUGUGUUAAACAAAUCAAAAUAUAUUUAAGAUUCUUCAAAGUAGCCACCCUUUGCUUUGAUGACCGCUUUGCACCUGGCGUUCUCGCAACUGACUUCAUGAGGUAGUCACCUGAAAUGCUUUUCCAACAGUCUUGAAGGAGUUCCCACGUAUGCUGAACACUUGUUGGCUGCUUUUCCUUCACUCUGCGGUCCAACUCAUCCCAAACCAUCUCAAUUGGGUUGAGGUCAGGUGAUUGUGGUGGCCAGGUCAUCUGGGUCAUUGUCCUGUUAAAAACAACUGAUAGCCCCACUAAGCCAAACCAGAUGGGACGUUUUAUCUCUGCAGAAUGCUGUGGUAGCCAUGCUGCUUAAGUGUGUGCCUUGAAUUCAAAUAAAUCACUGACAGUGUCACCAGCAAAGCACCAUCACACCUCCAUGCUUCACGGUGGGAACCAGACAUGCGGAGAUCCCACAAAGACACGGCGGUUGGAACCACAAAUCAAAAAUUUGGACCCAUCAGACCAAAGGACAGAUUUCCACCGGUCUAAUGUUCAUUGCUCGUGUUUCUUGGCCCAAGCAAGUCUCUUCUUCUGAUUGGUGUCCUUUAUUAGUGGUUUAUUUGCAGCAAUUCAACCAUGACGGUCUGAUUCACACAGCCUCUUCUGAACAGUUGAUGUUGAGAUGUGUCUGUUACUUGAAGUCUGUGAAGCAUUUAUUUGGGCUGAGUCUGGUAACUCGAAUGAACUUAUCUUCUGCAGCAGAGAUAACUCUGGGUCUUCCUUUCCUGUGGCGGUCCUCAUGAGAGCCAGUUUCAUCAUAGUGCUUGAUGGUUUUUGCGACUGCACUUGAAGAAAAGUUCAAAGUUCUUAAUUUUCCAUAUUGACUGUCAUUUCUCUUUACUUAUUUGAGCUGUUCUUGCCAUAAUAUGGACUUGGUCUUUUACCAAGUAGGGCUAUCUUCUGUAUACCACCCCUACCUUGUCACAACACAACUGAUUGGCUCAAAUGCAUUAAGAAGGAAAGAAAUUCCACAAAUUAACUUUUAACAUGGCACACCUUUUAAAUGAAAAGCAUUCCAGGUGACUAGCUCAUGAAGCUGGUUGAGAGAAUGCCAAGAGUGUUUAAAGCUGUCAUUAAGGAAAAGGCUGUCUACUUUGAAGAAUCUCAAAUAUAAAAUAUUUUGAUUUGGUUAACACUUUUGGUUACAUGAUUCCAUAUGUGUUAUUUCAUAGUUUUGAUGUCUUCACUAUUUUACAAUGUAGAAAAUAGUAAAAAUAAAGAAAAACCCAUGAAUGAGUAAGUGUCCAAGCUUUUGACUGGUAGUGUGUGUUUGUGAGAAACUUUAUUUGUUAUCAUUUAUGGCAAUGUUUUGCUCUAGAUUUCAGGAAAUUGCAGUUACAGGUAUUAAAAAAAUUCAAAUUUU
Molecule: messenger RNA, 8001 nt
Organism: Salvelinus fontinalis (brook trout)
Lineage: Eukaryota; Metazoa; Chordata; Actinopteri; Salmoniformes; Salmonidae
Product: activin receptor type-2B-like
Exons: 11
Coding region: 585-2132 (515 amino acids)
Biological process (GO): protein phosphorylation; activin receptor signaling pathway; cellular response to growth factor stimulus
Cellular component (GO): activin receptor complex; plasma membrane
Molecular function (GO): ATP binding; activin binding; activin receptor activity
Source: RefSeq, a predicted model, not a curated record